AAGACAGAGGGGCAACCUCAAAAUAUUUUUAUCCUCUGUCUUUGUGUGAUGUCACCAGUGGUAGAACUGUUGUAAUUGACUUGGUGGGGGGUGAUGGCGUCAUUUCGUGCCCUGGUGUACCCUCCCGUGCUCGAAAGUAGAAGGGAGAAGCAUCUUUAGCAGAGGCGAUCGUGGCUCCCAGGGCCGGGCUCGAGUACCGCCAAGCCGGACACCUCACGCCGGAAAAUAUGGAGGCUGUGGCCGAGGAGCUGCGGGCCGGCUCUCGGAUUCCUGUCACUGUUGAUCAAAUAGUUAACGAUACACUAGUAGUGACGCUUACUUAUCAAGAAAGGUGCUACAUGGGGAUAUUACUCGAUUGCAACAAAAAGACUGGGCUUUUCUGCCUACCGGAUAUCACAACAAAGCCAGUGGAAUGCCCUGCAUUGAAACCUGGUUGUGAAAUCCCUGAAGUCCUGAGAGAGGAACCUGUUACUAAACCUCCCAGCCAGGCUUCACAUCAUAGACCAAAGGAUGAAAACACGCUCCCUGAAAAUGACCCACUAGGUGCCCGACUCCCAGCCCCUCUGCCCACAACAGUGCCUGCCGGGCACGGUCCAUACCCUCCAUAUUUUGAAGGAGCUCCCUUCCCUCAGCCCAUUUGGGUGCGCCACAGCUAUGGUCAAUGGGUACCUCAGCCACCUCCGCGGACCAUUAAAAGGAAGAAGAGGCGGACCCGAGAGCCCGGGCAGAUGACCAUGAGCACCAUCAGACUCCGCCCCCGGCAGGUGUUGUGCGAGAAGUGUAAGAACACACUGAACAGUGACGAGGACAGUAAGGACGGGAUGCCCACAACCAAGGCUUCCAGGAAAGAGAAUGCUCCACAGAGCGAUGAAGACUCCAAAGACGGGUCUGUGAAGUUGACCAGGAAAGAGGAUGCAGAUGCCACCAAGGAUAACAGCAAGAGGCGGGAGAAUGGCCCCACCGGCUAUGACAGCAAGCGGCUCCGGAAGGACAAGAGGGAUGAGGAACCAAAGUUCCCUGCAGUGGACAUCAUUCCCCACAGCCCGGUCAUCAAGAUCUCCUACAGCACUCCGCAAGGCAAGGGCGAGGUGAUGAAGAUCCCAGCUCGGGUCCACGGCUCUGUCAAGCCCUUCUGCCCUAAGCAGCUGAUGCAAAACGGCCUAAAAGGCCAGCUGGGCAAGGUGCCCGAGCCCACCACCCUAACCCAGACCCAGGAGCAGCGCCACAUCCUGGACGCCACCAGGACGGGCCUGACCGUGUCCAUUCCCAAACUCAAGCUCCCCAGACCGCCAACGGCCGGCCUGGACUUCCCCUCCCCCAAGAUUCGAGUGAGGACCCUGGGGGACGGAGAGGACAGCCUGACGGUCUACGAUGCAGAGCUGGUAGAGAGGCAGAGCAGAAAGGGCCUCGGGGUCCCGGUCCCUCGUCCCCUGCCCCACUCGGAGGACUCUGGGGAGAAAACCCCCAUGGAGCUGUGGUCGGGGAGCUCUGGAGAGGAGGCAGACCGAGGCCAAAGUGACCUUGCGCUGCUCAUCAACCUUCGCAAGAGGAAAGCGGACUCCUCCAGCCUGUCCGUGUGCAGCACAGACAGUCUAGACGAAUCCAAAUCCUUCAGCUCAGAUGGCACGUCCCCAGAGCUGUGCGACCUAGCGCCCGGCGAGCACAUCUCCUCCAUGUCCUCCUCGAUCUCACAAGACGACAGCAAGACUGUGCCGCCACUCACCGUGCGCCUGCACACACGUAGCAUGACCAAGUGCGUGACGGAGGAGGGCCACGCGGUGGCCGUGGGAGACGUCGUGUGGGGGAAGAUCCAUGGGUUCCCCUGGUGGCCGGCGAGGGUGCUCAGCAUCAGCGGCAGCCGCAAAGAGGAAUCUAACUGCGAGGUCCAGUGGCCAGAGGCCAAGGUGGCCUGGUUCGGCUCGCCCACUACCUCCCAGCUGUCCGUUGCCAAACUCUCCCCCUUCCGGGAGUUCUUCAGGUCGAGAUUCAACCGCAAGAAGAAAGGGAUGUACCGGCGAGCCAUCGUGGAAGCUGCCAAGGCCGUGGGCCACAUGAGCCCCGAGAUCACCUCUCUACUCACCUCUCACUGCGAAACGUAGAGGCUGAAGGCGGAAGAAUGGUCUUCUGUCAGAGGUUGCAGAUCUCUGACUCUUUGAGUCAUCUAUCCCCAGGAGAGAGAGGGAGCGUGUGCAGUUUCCACGGUCACUAUUUAUACAGCAUUUUCCCAACCCCACAUGGCUGGAGGAAAAUGGCUGCUCAGGUGGAAUGUUGUUGACUGGAUAAGGGAGCAAGAAAGGGCAAUUUUGAGGCAUCUCAUGGACGACACGGAACAAUUCCUCAAUUUUGUAUUUUUUAUUUUAUUUUUUAGAUGUAACCACAUUUCAAUAGAACUGAAUAGCAACAUACUACAAAUCAGAAUGUAUUUAUUAUCUGUAACCAUUUAUUAUCCAUAACGAUUUAAGUUGACCGUUCUACAAUCCCAUGAGAUCUCUAUACUGCUGCUUUUGUGAACGGUCCUCUCGACCGAUUGGUCGCGAAGCGGUUCAACGACAGCCAGUCAGAGGACCUUGUCAGGUCCAUUCAGUCCCAGUGCCAUCCUCAUCGGAAGCCCAGCAACUCUUCUUGAAUAGACCAGGAAGCAUAUCCACAACAUUUCUGGUGAAAAGUCUUACUCUUAAAGUUCAUUACUUUCCAAAUAUGAAACUGUGAAACUGUUCCAUCCAGAGAUAGUACUGUAGUUUAUUCUAUCAUACAGUGUUUCAUCUUUGUAGCCUUCUUCAGCGUUGCUAGUUGGAUACGUCGAUGUAACGUUAUUUAUACGUUGUUUUGUUGUUUUUUCAAACGUUUCUCUCUUCCAUUUCAGUUUGGUUUGAAUACUUCAGAAGUGUGGUAUCUAUGGGUUAUUUGUGAGCGAUCCCAGAGUUAAUUUUGACUCACUUUUAAUUAUUUGUGUCAUGUAAAGAAAAGCACUUUAUCUGUACCUUUUGUGGCCUGCUGUAAGUUCAUUGUCCGAACACUAACUGGAGUUACAGCACUGACAGGCAGCGAGAGUUCAAAAGUCCCACGUUGACUAUCCAUGGCCUUGGAGAUGUACUUUUUUUAAAGUUUUGGGAUGCCAGAGAUUGAUCCUUUCAGGGGUGGUUGUGUACACUGUAUUCUUGCAUUUUUGUCUCCGGUGUGUCUUUGUACAUUCUCUCAACCCACCCCAGUUCUAUCCCCGUCAAAUGUUUCCACUGGAGAGAGUGGACAAAAGUGUCAAACACUAUGCAUCAAUUAAAGCUUUAUGGUCACUCAGAAAUGCUGUAAGAAUACUGUGAAUUCAACUCUUUUGAGUGUGCGUGUGAAGGUGUGGGGAGAUGGGUGGCUGCUCACUACUGGCUACAUGUCUGGAGAUGGAGAAGACUGCAGGAUCGACCUUUAUUGAUCUUAGUUGAAAGCAGCACUUUUGGAAUGUAGGGGGGAAGGAAGGGGAGUCGGGACAUAUACUACAUGGCCAAAAGUAUAGGGACAUUCUUGGAAUUGGUGUAUUCUGCUAUUUCAGCCACAGCCGUUGCUGACAGGUGUAUACAAUUGAGCACACUGCCAUGCAAUCUCCAUAGACAGACAUUGUCAGUUGAAUUGCCUUACUGAAGAGCUCAGUGACUUUCAACGUGGCACCGUCAAAGGAUAAUACCUUUACAACAAGUCAGUUUGUCAAAUUUCUGUCUUGCUUUAGCUGCCCCGGUCAACUGCAAGCGGUGUUAUUGUGAAGUGGAAACAUCUAGACGCAACAAUGGGUUUCCACGGCCGAAGAGCCACGCACCAGCCUAAGAUCAUAAUGCGCAAUCGCAAGAGUCUGCUGGAGUGAUGUAAAGCUUGAUGACGUUGGACUCUGGAGCAGUGGAAAUGCUUUCUCUGAAGGGACGAAUCACGCUUCACCAUUUGACAGUCCGGUGGACGAAUCUGGGUUUGGCGGAUGCCAGCAGAACGCUACCUGCCCCGGUGCAUAGCGCCAACAAGUUUGGUAGAGGAGGAAUGAAGGUCUGGGGCUGUUUUUCAUGGUUAGCCCCGCAACAGUUUGGGGAAGGCCCUUUUCUGUUUCAGCAGGACAAUGCCCCUGUGCACGAAGCGAGGUAAAUACAGAAAUGGUUUGUCAAGAUCGGUGUGGAAGAACUUGCCUGGCCUACACACCCAGACAUCAACCCCUUCGAACACCUUUGGGAUGAAUUGGAACGCCAACUGCGAGUCAGGCCUAAUCGCACGACAUCCGUGCCCAACCUCACUAAAGCUCUUAUGGCUGAAUGGAAGCAUGUUCCAAUAUCUAGCGGAAAGCCUUCCCAGUAUAGCAGCAAAGGGGGGACCAACUCUAUAUUAAUGCCCAUGGUUUUUGGAAUUAGAUGUUCGACAAGCAGGUGUCCACAUACUUCUGGCCAGUGUCGGUAGUUCAGUAGGCCCCAAACGGAAUAAAAAAGCAAGGACUACCUGUACUUGUCCUAUAAGAAAUUGCUUAUUUUAAUUUUCUGUUGCAAAAUGUUUUCCGUUGCAAGCCCCAAUGAACACAACCAAGAGCUCCUGAUGCGUUUUUUUUCCAUUUUGAAUCCCUUUGGUUUUUGUUGACUCUUUAGGAGUGGGAAAGGAGAGAGUGCUGAGCUCCUUUCACCUGUUUUAUGAUUAAGAUGGAAGCGGAUGUCAGGAAAUUUUGUGUUUUGAUGAGCAACAUGGCUGUCUGCUGUUGCCCUCGUUGGUCAAUGGUAUUGGCCAUUUUCAGUUUUUUUGUAUAUGUACUGUACGUAAAAUAAAAUAUACAGGCAAUA
Oncorhynchus masou masou (cherry salmon) is the source of this 4793-nucleotide messenger RNA. RefSeq names its product PWWP domain-containing protein 2B-like. The record is from RefSeq and is a predicted model, not a curated record. Lineage: Eukaryota; Metazoa; Chordata; Actinopteri; Salmoniformes; Salmonidae. Gene Ontology annotation, cellular component: nucleus; nucleoplasm. The transcript is spliced from 3 exons. The coding region runs from base 228 to 2099 and encodes 623 amino acids.